AAAUAAAAUCAAUGACACUUGAUAUAUUUGCGGGCGCGCAGCUUUUCAAAUGUGCAACGGGUGUAUUCCAAUUAUCGAUAAGUAUGUCGUGUCAUUUUCCAACACUGUAGCAUUUGAAAUACGGACAGCUGCCUUGCAGCAGGCAGGGGCGAAAGAAAACUGUAAAAUUAGUAUAUAAAAAACCAAUUAAAUAUUGCAAAAUUACUUACUGUAGUUGUAAAAGAUGUACACAGAUGAGGUACGAACACCGCAAACACUUCGGACGAGGUAUUACGCCAGUCUGAACGAGAUAAAAUGCCGAGUUACGACAAGCGGCAGACGCAGCAGCAGCAACAACAACAACAGCAAUUGCUUGACGGCGGCGUCUGCAACGCCUACGAAUGGCGCCAAGCAGAACAGAUCAAAAAGUAGUCCCCAAAUGUGCACAAUAGUGUGCACACCGCCGCCCAAAAGGCUGCAAAAGGUGCGAAAUCCAUUUGAAGGCGCUUUGACUGAUCGUCUACAUUUGCCGCUAAUUGCCAGUCCUUCGCUUUUCCAAUGCCGUUCGCGAACUCCACAGCUAUCGUCCACACAGUUUGAGUGGGACAUUGAGGAGGUGUCACAACUGAAGCCCGCCGAUGUGGAACCCCACGAAACACAAUUUCAUGAUUCGCCGGAUCCCGAACAGGAAUCCAAGGCACAACUUGCCAUCAGUGCCUUCUUCAAGGAAUCUCACAUUGUGCCAAGUCCAGUGGACUGUCCGCUGCGUAAGCAACGCAUCAUACUUAACGAACUAGAUGAUAAUACGCCCAUUUCGAAUAAAACCAAGACGCGCUUUCGCGACUGCGAGGUUCAAACGGAACUAACACUGCCCCCAGUGCUGCCCAAGGCUCUGGAAGAAGCUCUGCGUCCCUAUUUGCAGCCACAUUUGGCGGGCCCGCGAGUCAUCAAAUCCGGUAGCGGGGCUGACAUUUUCAACAGCUCCAUGCGGCGAAAGCUCUUUGACUUACAGAAUGUCAUAGUAUUAGGGGAAGUGGAGCAGCAGCAGACAACCGAAGAGGAACAUGCCCAAAUGGUGGGUUCGAGUCCACAGGCUAAGCAAACCAUGUUUGCUGGCCGCCUCUCAGACUCCACUGGCGAAGGCUCCAGCAGCUUUGGUUGCCUCUCGCCCAUACGCAAUCUGUGCGGAUUGCCGCCGGGCACACCUGACGAUGGCAAUGGAGCACGUAGUGCCCGAAAGCGUAAGCAGCUGCUUCACGAAUUAAUCGAGCUGCCUUCCCCCAUUGCGCCCUCAGAGCAUUUGAGUCGGCGUCUGCAUAGAAGCAGCCAUAACACCAGCGAGCAUGUAACUCUCUCGGAGCUCACGGGCACCGGUCGAAUGGCCUGCAAGUUUACACCCGAUCGCAGUUCAUCACCCAUGGCAUUGGAGUAUUCCACAGACAGCAGCAUCAAUCAGCGGGUGAGUCGCUUGCGUGUUAAUAGCGCACAAUUGCCAAUUGAGGAGGUUGAGCAGGUCGAGAUUGUGGAUGAUGUGGAGGCAGUCGUGGUAGAAACAGAGCUGGAAUAUGAAACCGAUACGGAGGAGGAAGAUGGCAUGCAAUUGUCACAGAUGUCCACCAAUAGUUUCAAUUGCAGCUCAUCCAAUUCGGACACACCGCGUGUCCUUCGACGACGUCGUUCGGCGAAUCGCAAGAAUUUGUCGCAAUCGUUUAUUUCCAAUCUGUUAGAUGGAACGGAACAUCUGGAGGACGAAGCUAACGUUGACCGGUCACCCCCGGUCGAGAUUAAAGCGGAAGUAUAUCCAGCUCCUCAACGCAUUGGAUUCUAUCGCACGGACAGCGGCUUCAAUGAAACCAGCAGCACCUCCAAUUUGGCCUGCUCCCAGGAGUUGCCCAGCGGCAGCAAUUACGAAUGCACCUCGCUCGAUGUCUCAAUGGCCUGCUGCUCGACGCCCUCAACACGUUCUUGACAAACAAUCAUUCGUUCAAAAAAUGAUUCGUCUAUACACUAUAUUAGUUUUAUAUUCAAAAUUUUAAUGCAAUAACCAUUUUCUCUUAAACGAAAGCAAGACUAAAGUACUGCAAUGUAGCCCACCGUUUAAUCACCAAGGCCUUUCGUAAUUAUUGUUAAGUUUAGUUAAUAGUUUAUUAUUGUAUUCGUGUUUAGCAAAUUUUAAAUGUUCAUUGUCCCACAAUAGUUGCCAAAAUAGUUUUUUAAGUUGUCAUCGUUUGCAAUUUCAGUUUAAUUGUCCAUUGAAUAAUCUUAGUUAACACUCAAAUAUUUUAUAAAUUAAAUAAAGAAUUAAACUAGAAA
Molecule: messenger RNA, 2292 nt
Organism: Drosophila innubila
Lineage: Eukaryota; Metazoa; Arthropoda; Insecta; Diptera; Drosophilidae
Gene: bora
Product: protein aurora borealis
Exons: 2
Coding region: 224-1948 (574 amino acids)
Biological process (GO): regulation of mitotic nuclear division; regulation of mitotic spindle organization; activation of protein kinase activity
Cellular component (GO): cytoplasm; nucleus
Molecular function (GO): protein kinase binding
Source: RefSeq, a predicted model, not a curated record